GUCGGGAGCGCCGAUGGGGGAGCGGCGGCGCCGGGAAGAAGGCAGUCAGGGUGGGCGUUACGAGUGCUAAACCCAAAUACGCGGCUUGUACGCGUAUAGCUACGAACCGACAUACCGCUACGUACGCUCUACGCUACCGUAUACGCGAAUAAAAGGGAGGAGGCGGGCCCGAGGCGCAGUCACAUCAAACUCUCGGGCGGUUGGAGUCGGCGCUUCAGACUGCAACUUAACGGUUCGCACUCUCUUCCUCUCUUUCUUUGAUUUCGAUUCCGUCUUCUUCCGUUUGUUUUUCCGUUCGCUUUCUGUUUCCGUUUCCGUCCGUCGAAUAGCCUGUUGUACGUUCCCGUUUGCGUGCGCGUGGUUCGGCAACCAUGGCCGCCGCCUGCACGGCCGCCACAGCGGCUGCUCCGCCGCUGCUCCUGACCCCGCGACGACUGAACGCGAUCGAGCGGCAGACCUGGGGCAGAAAGAAGCCCGACCGCGCGUCGUCAAGCGAGAGCUGGACGAGAGACAAGCUCCUCGCCCGCGCCUCGUCCAGCAUUCCCGGCCGCGCGUCCUUGAGCGAGAACUGGACAAAGGACAAGGUCGAGCGCGCCGGGCGCUCGCCGUCGAGGGAGACCACUCGGAUCGGGUGCAAGAGGUCCCCGAGCCGAGCACCCUCCGCUGACCGGACCGAGAAGAAGGCGAGGCCCAAGGACAAUGGCGCGGACUCGGCGGCGUACUACUACGCAGGCCCGGCGUUCAUCAAGUCCCCGGACCCGAGCGAGUUGCCGGUUCCUGCGUUCAUCAAGUCGCCGGACCCCAGCGAGGUUCCUGUGCCGAGGUUCUUGAAGGCAGCUGACAACAACUGAAGAGCAAUCAUGCAUGUUAAGAUAGCCUAGCUGAAUUAGCCUAUCGCUCAUUGUAAUACCCGAAGCUGUGUAACGAAACGAAUAAAGGAAUAAACGAUGGAUUAAAGCCUGAGCUGAGCUCAUUCCUUUCUGUUAAAGAACUAGCUAGUGUGACCGAACGAUCCAAUUAAACGCCAUAAGCGCGCGAGGUCGCUGUCAAGUGCGUAGACCGUCUCUGCCUCGCGCCAAGCCCAGACGCCGGAGCACGCGGCGCAUCAGA
Molecule: messenger RNA, 1110 nt
Organism: Phragmites australis (common reed)
Lineage: Eukaryota; Viridiplantae; Streptophyta; Magnoliopsida; Poales; Poaceae
Exons: 1
Coding region: 372-851 (159 amino acids)
Source: RefSeq, a predicted model, not a curated record